This is a messenger RNA of Lontra canadensis (Northern American river otter), 2860 nucleotides long. It is a transcript of the gene NF2, whose product is annotated as neurofibromin 2. Gene Ontology annotation, cellular component: filopodium; plasma membrane; adherens junction. Bases 500 to 2359 code for a protein of 619 amino acids. Gene Ontology annotation, biological process: regulation of gliogenesis; regulation of organelle assembly; regulation of cell shape. The record is from RefSeq and is a predicted model, not a curated record. NCBI's taxonomy places the organism in Eukaryota, Metazoa, Chordata, Mammalia, Carnivora, Mustelidae. The transcript has 16 exons. Gene Ontology annotation, molecular function: actin binding; cell adhesion molecule binding.
GAUCUGGGGCCUGAGGGCGGGGCGGGGAGCAGGCCGGGGUCUGUGGGGAGGGGACGCUUCCUGCGGGCGCGCGGAGCGGAGACGGUGACAGCCACGCGCGCACGUGCGCGCCUGGCCGCAGCGCGGCCCCGAGACCUUCACCGGCCGCUGAGAGGCGCGCGGGGGCUGGGCUGCUGCCGUCUAGGGGCCCCGUCCCGAGGCGUCCCCAGCGUCCCGGGCCCGAGUCCCUGAGCGCCGGGCCGAGCCCACCCCGUCGGUCUUGGCUCGUGUUUCGUCCCCGUGGCCGUAAGGGCCCGCCCCCCAACUCCCCUUUACGCUCCCGGGGCAGGGUCCUCACGGCCCAUGCUGGCCGCUGGGGGCCCGUGCCGACCAGACAGCUCCCAGGCCGGCCAGUUGGCUACCAUGGUGGCCCUGAGGCCUGUGCGACUCCUCCAGGGGGGCUAACAGGUCUAGAGCGCAGGCCUCGGGGCGCGAGGGUCCCGGGUCUGAGCCCUGCGCCAUGGCCGGGGCCAUCGCCUCCCGUAUGAGCUUCAGCUCGCUCAAGAGGAAGCAGCCCAAGACGUUCACCGUGCGGAUCGUCACCAUGGACGCCGAGAUGGAGUUCAACUGCGAGAUGAAGUGGAAAGGGAAGGACCUCUUCGACUUGGUAUGCCGGACCCUGGGGCUUCGGGAAACUUGGUUUUUUGGACUGCAGUACACGAUCAAGGACACCGUGGCCUGGCUCAAAAUGGACAAGAAGGUACUGGAUCAUGAUGUUUCAAAGGAAGAACCGGUCACUUUUCACUUCCUGGCCAAAUUUUAUCCUGAGAAUGCAGAGGAGGAGCUGGUUCAGGAGAUCACGCAGCAUCUCUUCUUCUUGCAGGUAAAGAAGCAGAUUUUAGAUGAAAAGAUCUACUGCCCUCCCGAGGCUUCUGUGCUCCUGGCUUCUUACGCCGUCCAGGCCAAGUACGGUGACUACGACCCCUCUGUUCAUAAGCGUGGAUUUUUGGCCCAAGAGGAAUUGCUUCCAAAAAGGGUAAUAAAUCUGUAUCAAAUGACUCCAGAAAUGUGGGAGGAGAGAAUUACAGCCUGGUACGCAGAGCACCGAGGACGAGCCAGGGACGAAGCUGAAAUGGAAUAUUUGAAGAUAGCGCAGGACCUGGAGAUGUACGGUGUGAACUACUUUGCAAUCCGGAAUAAAAAGGGGACCGAGUUGCUGCUUGGAGUGGAUGCUCUGGGGCUUCACAUCUAUGACCCUGAGAACAGGCUGACCCCCAAGAUCUCCUUCCCGUGGAAUGAAAUCCGAAACAUCUCGUACAGCGACAAGGAGUUUACUAUUAAGCCAUUGGAUAAGAAAAUCGAUGUCUUCAAAUUUAACUCCUCAAAGCUUCGUGUUAAUAAGCUGAUUCUCCAGCUCUGUAUCGGGAACCAUGACCUUUUUAUGAGGAGAAGGAAGGCCGAUUCUUUGGAAGUUCAGCAGAUGAAAGCCCAGGCCAGGGAGGAGAAGGCUAGAAAGCAGAUGGAGCGGCAGCGACUUGCUCGAGAGAAGCAGAUGAGGGAGGAGGCAGAGCGCACGAGGGACGAGCUGGAGAGGAGGCUGCUGCAGAUGAAAGAAGAGGCAACAAUGGCCAACGAAGCUCUGAUGCGGUCUGAGGAGACGGCUGACCUGUUGGCAGAAAAGGCCCAAAUCACAGAGGAGGAGGCCAAACUCCUGGCACAGAAGGCUGCAGAGGCUGAACAGGAAAUGCAGCGCAUCAAGGCCACAGCCAUUCGGACAGAGGAGGAGAAGCGCCUGAUGGAGCAGAAGGUGCUAGAGGCCGAGGUGCUGGCGCUGAAGAUGGCCGAGGAGUCAGAGAGGAGGGCUAAGGAGGCUGAUCAGCUGAAGCAGGACCUGCAGGAAGCCCGCGAGGCAGAGCGAAGAGCCAAGCAGAAGCUCCUGGAAAUCACCACCAAGCCCACAUACCCGCCCAUGAACCCAAUUCCAGCACCACUGCCUCCUGAUAUACCAAGCUUCAACCUCAUUGGUGACAGCCUGUCUUUCGACUUCAAGGAUACUGACAUGAAGCGGCUUUCCAUGGAGAUAGAGAAAGAAAAAGUGGAGUACAUGGAGAAGAGCAAGCAUUUGCAGGAACAGCUCAAUGAACUCAAGACUGAGAUCGAGGCCCUGAAACUCAAAGAGAGGGAGACAGCUUUGGAUAUUCUGCACAACGAGAACUCCGACCGGGGUGGCACCAGCAGCAAGCACAAUACCAUCAAAAAGGUAUCGACCUCAAGCCCAAGGCAGAAGACCUAUCUGCAUUUGAGCCCUCAAAGUAGGUUAUUCCCAGGUACUCUGUAUGUGGUGAUGGUACUACCCUCUGUGAUACUAACCCAUGCAUGAGCUUGCCUGUCUCUGUCCCUGGGCCAUGCCGAGCCCUCCCGAGGGCAGGUGGUACCUGGGUACUGGCCGCAGCAUGCUUUGAGUCUGAGAGCAGGCGUCCACCCUGUGGGGCCAGACCAGCCUCCAGGGGUCCAGAAGGCUGCCUCGUUCUGAAGAGCAUGUCAUGGGGCUGUAGGACCGGCUGUCCUUCACAUCUUGUGUUAUCGUUGGGCUGGGGAUGGUCAUGGCUUCUUGUCCAGUGAGGUCUGUCUAAAAGUCCUUUGUCUCAGUGGUGUAGUCCUUAGACAAAUAGCCCAAGCAUGGAAAUGGGAUAAAUUGGGGCAUCUUUAACUCCAGAUCAAGACUAUCAUGUGGUGACAGUUUCCGAAGACCCAUGGUCAUAGCAGGCCACUUCUGGUGGUGGAACGAAGGGGCUGCCCACACUCCCUCAUUUUCUGUUAGAGCCUCCCCUUUCUGUACACAUCCUCUUUCUUUCCAAGUCAAGCAAACCACCAGCACAGC